Plasmodium gallinaceum is the source of this 738-nucleotide messenger RNA. The record is from the annotation of a RefSeq genome assembly. Lineage: Eukaryota; Apicomplexa; Aconoidasida; Haemosporida; Plasmodiidae.
AUGAUUUUAAAAUUAAAAAAAUAUAAUAUUUAUAAAUAUUUAAAAAAUUUUGGAAAAAAUAAUAAAGGAUAUAUAACUAUAAAAAAUAAAGGAGGGGGUAAAUUAAAAUAUAAUUAUAAAUUAAUAGAUUUUUGGUAUGAUAAUUAUAAUAUUAAAUUUAAUUAUAAAAUAAUUUUAUUUAAAAAAUUAAAGAAUUAUUUUAGAAAUAAUUAUAUAGGAUGUAUUUUAUAUUUAUCAUUAAUGUUAAAUCAUUUACAAAAAUAUAUUAUUUUACAAUAUAAUUAUAUAUUAAAUUCGAUAUAUUAUAUAACAAAUAUAAAUAAUAUAAAACAAGGAAGUUAUUUGCAAUUAAAAUAUUGUAAAUUGGGUACUUAUAUAUAUAAUAUUUCUAUAAAUAAUAAAGGUGGUAUUUUUGCUAGAUCUGCUGGUACUUUUGCUCAAAUAUUAACUUUUUAUAAAAAUUUUGUAUAUAUUAAACUACCUUCUAAACAAUAUAAAUAUAUACUUAAUACAUGUUUUUGUUAUAUUGGAAUUAAUAGUAAUAUUUUUUAUAAUAAAUAUAAAAUAAAAAAUGCUGGAUAUAAUAUUUAUUAUAAUAAAAAGUCACAUGUUAGAGGUAAAGCUAUGAAUGUAUGUGAUCAUCCUCAUGGAGGAGGAAAAGGUAAAACAAGUAUAGGACGUAAAUAUCCUUGUUCUAAGAAAGGAUUACAUUCAAAAGGAUAUAAAACUAAAAAAUAA